AUGCCUCGAUAUUCCGAAAACACGUUCAUCAUUUCCGCCGGCGAAAUCCCCAAUAAGAUCCGCAAAUUCUUAUUUUCCAAAUCAGGCUAUGAAGACACAAGUGAACAGGGGCUUAGUCCCGCGAAGUUUGCCAUCUACGCAACUGAGACAACCGGAGAAAAGGCCUAUUGCAUCUUCCGGCUAUGGAAGUUCACUGACUUCCUUGCUAUUUGUGCUUCAACAAAAGAUAACUCUGUAGCCUUAAACGCAGGCCAAAGACGCUCGUUUGUCAAUCAGUCGACCGACACCUCAGACGAGGCGAGAAAUGCAAACCAGACCAUUGCAAUGACCAAUGAGGCCACUGACACCUUCGAACUCAUAAAGCAGAGAAUUGACAGCCUGCAAUAUCGCCGUCAGUGUUUGAGAAAAAUCCUGCAAGAGGUGACUGAUCGGAAGCAUCGUCUCUUCAAGAGAGAGGAUUUCCACCAGGAGAAGCCGGCUCUUGAUAGAAAGCAGAAAGAACUGGCUGAAAGACUCGAAAACGUGCAACGUGAGAUGGAGCAACUGCAGCAAAACAUUCAAAGACGUCGAUCUCAGGCUCUCUGA
Messenger RNA from Dibothriocephalus latus, 585 nucleotides. The record is from the annotation of a GenBank genome assembly. Lineage: Eukaryota; Metazoa; Platyhelminthes; Cestoda; Diphyllobothriidea; Diphyllobothriidae.